This is a messenger RNA of Echinostoma caproni, 5148 nucleotides long. The record is from the annotation of a GenBank genome assembly. Lineage: Eukaryota; Metazoa; Platyhelminthes; Trematoda; Plagiorchiida; Echinostomatidae.
AUGCAUCGCGGACGCCGUCACACUGCUUCCUCAGCGACCACAAACGCCGGCACUGUUGUGGCGCUGCGUCGUGGGACUUCCACUCGUCGUGCUCGUCCGAUUCGAGCCACGGGUGAGAACACGAACUCGUCCUGCGCUUUCGGGGCGGAUGGACCACCACCGCCUAUCGGAAUUUCCUACCUGUCCGAUUGUUCGUCUGGUUCCUCGUUGUCGACGUCUUCGUCUACGUCAUCCUCGUCUAUGUCCUCCUCUUCCACUGACUCCCAGGACCAAGCAACAAUUGGCGUGACAUCCGAAUCAGUUAGCGUUUCUCACAAGUCCCCACGUUCACGUGGUCGCACUGUGCCAGUCUCCAUUCAGAUCUCCAACGGUCCUGGAAAUACUCGCAGUCGACGAGCACCGAUCAGUUCUCGGUUACGAUCUGUCGACACCGUGGACACUGGAAAUUCUGAUAACUCAGCUGCUUCUUCUGGCCCUGUCCGCUGCGCUUUGCCAAUCAGUUCGAAUCCGGUUACGACACGGUCAGGUCGACGUCGGAGCUCACGUACCACAAAUCGUACAGCCACUCCUCCUCAUUCGUUGAAUGAUUCGGUCCAAAUCGUCGGUAUGCAGCAACCACCAGUGAGUACUAUUCGACUUCGUCUCGGACGUACCUUGACCCAGCCACCUCGAGCCAAUCGACCCGGAUCGUUGACUCGUCGGACUCUGAUCAGUUCCCGUCUAAACCCGACCCCCCUCGCAGCUCAGGAGGAAACGGUUGCUCGUACUCCUGCACAAUCGAGUGCUGCCAUGCGGCGAAGCAGAAGUGCUGCAGACACAGCUGAUCUCCACGCCGCCCUGGUUGCUGCACGUCGUCCUCCUGGCUCCGCUUCGGAUGGGGAAGAUGAUUGUGUUAUAUGUUUGUGCGAAAAAUCCAAUCGCAGUGUGGUGCUUCCAUGCAUGCACACAUUUUGUUUCGAUUGUAUUCAUCGUUGGCUGACUAUCAAUCCGUCUUGUCCUUUGUGCAAGCGUUUAGCACAACGUGUAAUUCACUCCGUCCUCUCCGACACAGAGUUCACCGAGUUACUCGUGUCCGAUUUACAAGCGCAAAGAAAUUCUCGUCGUGUGGCCCGAUUGCCCGCUUCGUUUGAUCUGGAGGAAGAAAUUCUAUUUGCGCACGCCGCCACAGCUGCUGCAGCUGCGGCCGCUGACGACGUGCAUACACAGCGUGGUUCGUCUUCUGUUCCUCAGCGUCAAUCCCAUCAUCACUAUCACUAUCAUUUAAAUCCACCUCCAGUUCGACUGAUAGACUACUGGGAUGGAAUGGGUCGUGACGAAGCCUCAGUCACGUCGUUGUUCCUUCCAUCCGCCACCAUGCAUUCUGUCGGCUCAAUGUCGCGAUCUACUGGAACCGAUCAACCGCGACCGAAUUUUCGUUGGAAUCCGGAAUUCGGGCCGCUGGUCGAAAGUUCACGCUCGUUUUUGACCAACUUAGUGAACAAUGCGUUGCGCAGACGAAAUUCAUCCCUCUUGGACGGACUUUUGCUUCGGCAACUGGUCUACAUUUUCGGUUUUGAAUCGGUCCCUGUCGCCCAAGAACCGGUGUUGGAACGUGACAUCACCCCAAAUUUUCUCGCCACCAACGAAGCACAACGUCAACGUUUACAAAGUUUUGUUCGUCGUGAUCUUCGCGUCUUGGCUCCGUGGUUAGCCUACCGUUCUUCGAGCUCCUCGACCUCUACGACGUCGAAUGCGAACGAGUCCAACACUGCACCGAUAACUCCUGACGAACCGCAAGCCGGGUCUGCUGUUACGGCUCCACUGAUUUGUGGCGCCCCCGGUCUGUUAGCCGACACACCCGAAUUGGAUAUGAUAACCGAACGAGUUGUGAAUCAUUUUACUUCUGUCCCUAUGACUAACGCGGAUGCUUUACACCAGUUGCUCAUCUCUUUUCCUGCUCUUUGUCCUCCCCUUGUCCCUGCCAUCUAUCUCACACAUUUCUGUUCCGAAGUGAUUCAGUUUGCCCGUUACAGCGGAACAUUGGAACAAUAUGACUACGCGGUCUGUCUCUAUAGACGUCACUCCCCCUAUUCCAGCAAUAGCGGGUUAACUGAACCGUCCUCAACCACAACAUUAUAUCCCGCGACCCGCACAACACGACGGGAUCCUCGACUGGCCGUGUACAUGGGCUCCGCUUGUUGGCCUCGAUUACGACCGGGGUUCGCCGAGCCACAGGGGCUAAUCACGCAUCCGCUCAUCAACUGGCUGCUUCAACGGUUGUUUGUUCAUUCCGUGUCCGGAGCGACACACCCAUCUGCAUUACCUGGCACCGGUGAAUAUCCUCUCAUUGUUCCAGAACCAUUGGUCUUUCAAUACUCGCGUACUCCGUGUCAUCCACACUGUUCUCGUUUGUCCAGUCUUUCACGAGCAUUGCUUGAGGCAGUUCCCACAAUCAUUCGAUUCCGAUCUACGUCAUUUCAGUCGGAGGCAAUCCAAAUGUCCGGUCGUCGUAGAGUGGUUGUCACAAAUGGAAAUGAUUCAACCAAUGAGGGGAACAUGACCAGCGCUGAACUUUAUCCUAAUCGCCUCGUCUAUCAGCGCAUAUUGAGUGAGUUAAUUGAUCAGGCUCGAUUUAGCGACGCGUUAGCCAGCUACUUUAGCUCGUACCGUACCGAAGGAGUCACUUCAUUAGACCAAAGAAACUCACGAGCCAAUUCGGCUAGCACAACAAUUUCGGAAUUGCGCUCCAGGGCCUCAUCGAGAAUGAAUUUGGUGCUGGGUCUUUUCGGCGAUUUGAUUUCCGAACUGUCCACAGAAAACGCGAAUACACCUCCCUCGUCUCCCGUGACCAACCGAUCUGGUAUUGAUCAUCUCAGACCUGCAUUGGAUAAACAUAGUCAAGCAUUACGACGUCUUAGUGGACUGUUGUUGUUGUUCACCGCUCGUGUGCCUUCUGGACUGCGCGCAGAACGUGAUGAGGAUGUAAUCAGUGAGCUGAUUCACACCCCACUGAUGCCCAUGACCGUCCCACCAGUAACUCCUCUCAGUACUCCAUCCCAGGUGAUUGAUUUGACUGUGAAUACUCCUAACCAAGAUUCACAUUCCAACCGUAGUUUAUCCAGAUCUUCCGUGCAACCUAGAUCCCCUGGAACAAACUCCGGAAGCGAGUCCAACCGAUUGUUGCAUUCCGACUGGCAUUUUCUGUUUCGUCCCACCUUAUUCUCACGAACAUCUGUCAAUGGAUCGUCUCAGUCGACUGCAGUUCCCGAGUCCGGAGUGUUGGAUCUCUCCAACCGAACGGUAUCGAAUCUAUCAGAUUCUCCAAUACACAUAGAACAAGGCUCUGGCGAGGAUCACGUCCUACGACCAGAUCAAGCACAACAAACGGGAUCGGGACAGCAGCAAACUGAGACCAAUGUUUCUUCUCCACUCAAUGCACCAGAUAUUCUUGGGUUGGAUAAUCUCGACACUGGAUCGUUUCAGCUGGAAACCAGUUUGUCACCGGUAGCCACCGAUUUGUAUUGGCGUGCCCCAAACGAUCCCUGUGUAAUUAUCUCCUCUGACUCAUCUCCGGCUUCAUCCGACGAUGAAACUGUUCCGGCCCGACGGAGCAUUGUUCCAAAUCCAAGUGACCCUCUGUACGCAAUCACAGACGAUGAGAGUGACCAUGGUGCAAAUUCUAGUUUGAGACAAACAAAACCCGAGACGGUUAGCCCCACCAACAUUUCCAUUCCCUCUGGACCCGCUGAUUCAACUGACUUGUUGACCGUACAAGAUAAUACCUCACGUCUGUCUCUCGAUUCCCAGGUGGGCCCUCCGCUACCGUCUUAUACGUCCUCAUUCAUGUCUCAGCUAAUUACGAAUGUGCAUGGACAGGAAGAGCCAAUGGAUGUAGAUGAAAAACCAGAAGAUCUUGUUGCUGCCCCGGAAUCAUCUGAGAAUUGCUCUGUGCCAUCCGGUACCAAACGUCCAUCGUCCUCGAUGCAGUCAGACCCGCCCGAUUCUGGAUCAUAUCCCCAUGCACCAAAACUGUCGCGCUCUGUGGAACCUUCACUCGUGCAUUUCUCUCUUCGGCCCCGAUUGGCGUUUGUCAAGUCACACGGUGGUCACUGGAUUACUCCUCAUAGUCCUCGAUCAUUGCAUUACUAUCACCCUCGUCGUCGACGUUAUCACGACCACACUCGUAGCCGUAGUCCGAUCGUACUGGAGAGCAGUGAAAGUGACUGUGAAUUACUACGGGAAUCCAUCCAUGUGUACAGUGAUUCUAGUUCAUGCAGUUCGUCUUCUUCCUCAACUUCAAGUUCUCGGUCCAGCUCAUCUUCAUCGUCACAAUCUCGACCUCGGGAGCGCAGUUGUUCACCACCGGUACCAAUUCCUACAGAACGUCGACCGAGGCGUGACAGUAGCACUGACUCGUCCAGACAUCAUCAUCGUCGUCGUCACCGGCGCUGUCAUUGUCAUCGACACCAUUGCCACGGCUGUCGCAAGCACAGAAAACAGGGACGUCGAUCUAAGUACCACAAGCGUUCUGGUUCAAAGCAUCACCAUCACCAUAAUGAAAAACACGACAAACACGCAAAACGAAGACAUCCCGGUCUAUCACCGCGUUCGCGUUAUUACCCUCGAUUGCGUAUGGUUAGACGACCAGCUCAAACUGUGCAGUUAAAUAGCAGCGCGUCACCAAUUCUGAUUUCGGACGAAGACAACGAGCUGAACAACCCACCGGUUUUAGAUUCAGCAAACACCUUUGAGUUGCCAUCCAGCAGUCACAGUGGACCAACAUCUUCCGUUGCUACGAUUGUUUCUUCGAAUGCUCCACGACAAUCAUCAACUACAAAAACCUCCACUACAUGUGUUCCAGUUUUAUCUGACGAGCCAUGUUGCAGCUACUCCGGCGGGGCGGAUAAUCGCGGCCGAUCGGAAGUUGGGGAAGCCGCACAGGAUUCUUUAUCUCCCAAGACGGAGACCAAAUCUAAACCGUCAGGAUCUGUUACUCGGAGUAUCUUUGAACCCUCUAAUUUGAAUGAGUUUUACCAGUUUAUAGCUGAAUUAGAGACUAAUCCACCCUCUGUUGGUCCACGUGAUUCAGAACCAUCAAAUUCAAUAGACCACGAUGCUCAGGGCCCUAGCGAACAACCCACUGAAUCCUCGGCCGAUCCACCGACAUGA